GCUCAUGCGCACUAGAACGUGAGCCGACAGUGCCCAUAACUCUGGUCUCGAGCGUGGACUCCUUCCGUCAUACACACUACUGAAAGUUUCCACCGGAGAGGUUUCGAGCUCUCAAAGAAAAUGUCUGCAGUAAUCCGGAGAAUUAUCAACACUGCUGCUGCACCGGCUGCAAUCGGACCUUACAGCCAGGCCGUGGUGGUGGAUCGCACAAUGUACAUCUCUGGGCAGCUCGGAAUGGACGCGGCAACAGGUCAGUUAGUCACAGGAGGUGUCCAGGCCCAGGCCAAACAGGCCCUUAUUAACAUGGGGGAGAUUCUGAAAGCAGCUGGAUGUGGAUAUGAAAAUGUUGUUAAGACAACCGUGCUCUUGGCAGACAUGAAGGACUUCAACAAUGUCAAUGAUGUUUAUAAGCAAUUCUUCAGCAGUAACUUCCCAGCUCGAGCUGCUUAUCAAGUGGCUGCCUGCCACGAGAUGGCCUUGUUGAGAUUGAGGCAGUCGCUGUGUUGGACCCAUAACAGAUGCGUCCUGACUAACCGCUGCAAACAUGCACAAAUUGUGAAGCUGGAAUCUGACUGAAACUGAGCCUAACACAUCUUUUUAUUUCAUACAGACCAGACGUUUAUUGCUCGUACACAUUAAUUCGGCAAUAUGCUAUCGACUUUAUAUAAGCAGAAUCAGAAUUGCAGUCCAUUUUUUUUCCUAUUUGCACUUUCCAUAAUUUAACCUUGAGUCAUUAUUCUGUAAUACAAAUGUAUCUAUUCCAUUACACAGUAUAAUGCAGCUUUGUAGCUCGAAUUCAGUUUGAUUUACAACACAGUAUUACGGUCAUGCUGAACUAUAAUUUCUUCUGAAUCAACAGUCACCUAGUGAUUUGUAUUUCUUGUUGAUUCUCAAGCUGCAGUGCUAAUACUACUCAGGAAUAAAUAAAUAAAUAAAUAAACUAAUUUGAAA
Molecule: messenger RNA, 951 nt
Organism: Silurus meridionalis
Lineage: Eukaryota; Metazoa; Chordata; Actinopteri; Siluriformes; Siluridae
Gene: rida
Product: reactive intermediate imine deaminase A homolog
Exons: 6
Coding region: 121-576 (151 amino acids)
Cellular component (GO): cytosol
Molecular function (GO): deaminase activity
Source: RefSeq, a predicted model, not a curated record